CGAUCCUCCUCGAAUACGUUUGUGAUACGUCUCUCAAACUCAUCCAUGUAUCACGGUCCAGAAGCUCAUUGUGCGACUUCACGAAGCCAGACAACAACUUCUUGUCCUCGCUAGACUUGCUUGGAGCUGGCGUACUCGUACACUCAUUUCCGUUCUCCGCUAGACUCAGACAGGCAUCCGAAGCAGUGAUAUGUGGACCCAAUGCACUUGUCUCGCUGCGGUCUUAUUCGGUCUAUCGUCUGAGCUGACGACGUUGUUACCUCAAAGUUCAGACCCAGAUGUCCGUGGCCCUUCUUAAUUUGAACACCAAAAUCUUCUUGAUGAAUUCAAUAUCCACGGGUGCUAUGCAGAAUGAGUCUGGUCCAAUGUCCAUGUCUGCAGACGAUGGUAUGCUCCCACUGAGUCUAAGGCCGCAUGAAAGCGUGGGCCUUGAGGUCAUCCGUGCAACACUAUAUGUUAGCGAGUCUACACACCCUCUUCUGAUUUGCUGCACUGAACUAUGGGAAGACGUUGCUCUCACCUCUCACCUUUAGUGCUUUUCUCAUUGCGAUAAAUAACACGGAAAACCCCCUCUAUUAGAAGCCUUCAUCAAUGUGCCAUAAAUGCUUCGUACGGCUGAGCGGUUUCUGGAAUACAGUAGGGAUGGCGGACACUUAGCAAAGAUAAUGUGACCUAUCUAUAUCCACCAUGUUGCAAUCGUUUUUGAACCUUAACGUAGUCGAACAGAUUGCCUCGUGGUUGUCAUAUUUGAUGUUUUCUUCAAUUAUCUCACGUCCAUACUUUCCGCGUACAAAAGUCACGCAAUUCCGUCCUGCGGACCUCCGCAACACAAUCACUUUUCCACCGUUUAAGGACCUCCCCAAUGAGGAUGACAUUGACGAUGAAUACUAUUCCUUGGACCCAUAUACUAGCAUCUAUAGGCCAAAACGACACUGGUGUUUCCUUGGGGAGAUCGUCGAUGAGAUGUUUUUUGUGCGCUUACGACUGGACUUGCGCGACGCCGCCGGGGCACGCGUUCCCGCGCAUUUCCACACGGACGACUACGGGAGCAACUUUGCUUUGCGCUGUCGCAAGGGCAAGACGCUCGCGUUGCUGUAUGCGAACCGACAUAACUUCAUGGAUAUGUCUGUCGGACUGCGCAUCGAGGACGCCGAGAGCGCGAGCGUCCUUCCUUUCUCGAUGAAAGAGCUCUCGGAGGCGAACGCGCUCAUGUGGGAUAGUGUGAGCGGUUCAGAGCAGAAGGUGGAGGGCAAGCUGUGCAGCGGAUGCGGGAAGGGCGGCAAUCUCAGGGCAUGUAGCCAGUGCAAGUUGGUGUUUUAUUGCGGCACAGAAUGUCAGACCAAAGCGUGGAAGGAUGGACACAAGCGGAUAUGCAAGGCCGCCCGAGCAUUGGAGUGGUUCAGAUCUAAGAAGUGGGAAACAUAUGAGGGCAACUAUUUCUCGUGGUAAAGUCUGGAGCGGUCGAGGUUACUGAUGGUCUUGGUGACGGUAGUUCGAUAGACGUUCACAUUGAAUUUGUUCGAAUUCUGUUUGAUCCUGUUUCUUGGCUUGGUGUCUUGUGACUACUCGAUUCCCCUUGUAGCAGAUUGCAGUCAUGCAUGAGCGCUGCAGCGGUUGACGCCCGAGAGUCCCACGCUAUUCAUGGCAUCCACAUCUUCUUACCACCAUCUCGUAUUGUCGAUUCGGCAUCGGUUCAGUAGGCUGCAGCAAUAUUUUCAACA
Molecule: messenger RNA, 1721 nt
Organism: Heterobasidion irregulare TC 32-1
Lineage: Eukaryota; Fungi; Basidiomycota; Agaricomycetes; Russulales; Bondarzewiaceae
Exons: 5
Coding region: 688-1449 (253 amino acids)
Source: RefSeq, a predicted model, not a curated record